Messenger RNA from Salmo salar (Atlantic salmon), 3023 nucleotides. It is a transcript of the gene stat2, whose product is annotated as signal transducer and activator of transcription 2. Gene Ontology annotation, molecular function: DNA-binding transcription factor activity; DNA binding. Gene Ontology annotation, biological process: regulation of DNA-templated transcription; signal transduction. The record is from RefSeq and is marked provisional. NCBI's taxonomy places the organism in Eukaryota, Metazoa, Chordata, Actinopteri, Salmoniformes, Salmonidae.
GAAUUGUUUCAAAUGUCUGCUCCUAUGAAUAGGAAGCGAAGUUUGUCUCUGUUUAUGGUUUUAUGAGAUACACAAUUACCAACAAAUAUUUUCUGUUAAAAACGUACGAGCUGUCAAUCCUACAACAUUGCGAAUAGCGCGUCAACGAUAAUCAGAAACAUUUACUGCAGUAACGUAACAGCCAGGCAUGGCCCAGUGGGAGAAGCUGAGGCAGUUGGAUUCUGUGUACCUGACACAGGUGGAUGAGCUGUAUGAUGGGGAUGCCUUCCCCAUGGAUGUACGCCACUACCUGGCACACUGGAUAGAGGGUCAAGACUGGGAUCGUGCAGCCCGGGACCAUGAUGUUGCCAUGGUGCUGUUCCAGGUGUUAUUAGAGAACCUGGAUAUCCAGCACAGCCGCUUCGUCCAGGGGGGAGAGUCCUUCCUGCUGCAGCACAACAUACGCCGUUUCAAACACAGCUUCCAGAGGUACCAAGAGGAGCCUUACAAUCUGGCCAACAUCAUCCAGUGGUUUCUGGAAAAAGAGAAGGAGAUCCUGCAGAACGCUGAACUGGCUGAGCAGGUCCAGCUGCUGCAGGUCCAGCAGAACCCCAUGGAGACAGACAGCCAGCGGAACAUGAGCGCAGAUGGCAGACGUAGAAUAAAUCAGAGGCACCACCAAUGAGGCGGAGAGACUGAACAGAUGAGUGCUGCAGGCUCUACUCAACAGACUGAUGCCUCCAGGAAGAGCAUGUUGUCCGGUAUGAGUGUGCUGCUGACGUUGCGGGAUCUGCUGUGUGUGCUUGUGAGGGAAGAGCUAGUGCAGUGGCAAAGGAGGCAGCAGAAGGCCUGUAUUGGAGCCCCAGACAGCACCUGCCUGGACCAGUUGGAGAAGUGGUUUACAACGGAGGCGGAGUGUCUGUUCCAGGUGCGUAAGUUCCUUAAGAAGCUGGAGGAGCUGAUGGGGAAGGUGACCUAUGAGCACGACCCUGUGAAGAAGCAGAAACCAGCGCUGCAGAAGAGGGUGGACAGCCUCCUCACCAGCCUGCUCAAAAGCGCCUUUGUGGUGGAGACUCAGCCCUCUAUGCCCCAAGGGAAAGGCCCCUUGGUCCUGCGUACCAAUGUCCAGUUCUCAGUCAAGACCAGAUUCCUCGUCAAAUUUCCUGAGCUGAACCAUGCCAUGAAAGUGAACGUGUCUAUGGACAGGGAGGCUCCUUUGGUCAAAGGGUACCGUCGGUUCAAUGUCUUGGGGACCAACAGUAAGGCCCUGAACAUGGCUGAGAGUAUGAGUGGAGGCAUGGUGGCAGACUUCAGACAUCUGACACUGAAGGAGCAAAAAUCUGGAGGAGGUGGCAAGGGGAUCCAUGACCUCUCUCUCAGCGUCACAGAGGAGCUGCACAUCAUCAACUUUAACACUGAGUUUCUUCUGCACGACAUGUCCGUCUCCUUAGAGACGUCCUCUCUCCCUGUGGUCAUCAUCUCCAACUCCAGCCAGCAGCAGAGUGCCUGGGCUUCCAUCCUCUGGUUCAACAUGCUUUGCCUUGAGCCAAAGAACCUUCUGUUCUUUGCCAACUGUCCCGCGGCUACGUGGCCCCAACUAGGGGAGAUGUUGAGCUGGCAGUUCCUCUCCUCCACCACGCGGGGUCUGGAAGCUAACCAGCUGGACAUGAUCGCACACAAACUCUUUGGAAAGCAGCAAAGUUACGACGCCUGCAAAAUCUCAUGGACUAAGUUCAGCAAGGAAAAUGUUCCUAACACCAACUUCACUUUUUGUGUGUGGUUCGAUGGUAUCCUUUUUAUGGUGAAGACUCACUUAGAGAACCUGUGGAAAGAUGGUUCUAUCAUGGGUUUUGUGAGUAAAGGCAAAGAGAAGACCCUCCUGAAGAAGAAACGGAGGGGUACAUUCCUCCUGCGCUUCAGUGAGAGCAUCAGAGAUGGAGGCAUCACCUUCUCCUGGGUGGACUACUCCCCCACCGGUGAGCCUGAUGUGCGCUCGGUGCAGCCCUUCACCAAAGUGGACCUUUGCCAGAUUCCCUUCCAUGAGAUCAUCAGAAACUUCCAGAUUCUGGAGGAGGAGAACGUCCCAGAAAACCCCCUCCUCUUCCUCUACCCUGACACGCCCAAAGUGGAGGCCUUCGGGAAGUACUACACAGAGAAGAGUGGAGCGGAUAGUCAAUUCUUUAAGUACAUCAGAACUAAGUUGGUUUUCGUAUCUAAAGAGAACACACUGGAGGCUAAGUCGCUUAUGUAUUCUGACACUGUGGAAGGCGAGGGCUCAGGGCCAAUGAACCCAAGAUAUGGUCUGGGUGGAGAGGCCGUCGAGCCCUCCACUUUCCUUCCGCUGCCCCCGAGUCCUGACCCCAUGUUCCCUGAUGCCAUGGUAAAUCCCGAUGAGGACCUGAAUCCCACCUUCCAGGAGUUCCUCGAUGACCAAAGCAUAUAUGAUUGCGGGUUAAGAAUUCUAUUAUGCGUGACUGAGAGACAUCAACUGCAUCCAACCCCAGGAUGGUAUGGAGGGACACAUUUUAACGCGCUACUCCGAAGAGCUGGAGAAGAUUAGUGACUGAGUGAGAUCCAAGUCUUGGGUCCAGUCGGAUUUGUUUUAGGCCAUUUCAGACUGUGCCACAUGAAUCAUCAUUUUUAUGGUUUCUGAUUGCUUUUAGAGUGUAGCAUUUCUGCUGACCACUCUACCUGAUUUAUGAUAUAGGGAUAAGUCAAUCUAUCCGCUGUGGGUGUACAGUGUUGUAGGGCACAGUAUGGGCUGCAGAAUGGGAUCAUUAAUGAGUGACUUGGUAUGUACCACUAUUUACAGGUCAGGGAAUUAUCUUGAAGUGAAAUAACCACAGAAAGCCUGUUGAUAUUUUGUACAAGCUGCAGCAGGGAUAUUGCAAACUUUACUCUGUUCGUUCAGGAUUCACAACUGAAUACAGCGAGGAAAGUUUAACAUGUAUUGGGAAUUGCAUCUAUCAUUUGUAUUUCUUGUUUUACAGAAUAGUCUGCAGAUAAUGACAAAUGGGUUAAAAUAAACUGAUAUUGAGAUGUGA